AUGCAAACACAUAAAUGGCUUUGCUGCAGAAUUUCAGCUGAAACUAACAGAGGCUGGGCAAAUAUAAACAAACAAAUCCAAUCUCAACCUCUCUCUCACCGGAACUCUUCUCUUCUUCUUCCUCUCCCUCCCAGCCGUCCUCCUCCUUCAAAUCCAGCGUCUGCAACUCACCAGCUCCGUCCUCCUCCUCCUUCAAAUCCAGCUUCUGCAACUCACCAACUCCGUCCUCCUCCACCUUCUCUGUCGAAUCCAGCUUCUGCAACUCAUCAGGUUAUUUAUCCCCCUCCUCCACCGGCUCUUUCAAAUCCAGUUUCUGAAGCUCGUCGAGGACCGCAUGAUCUAGAUCAGACGGUGUGGGAUCGGGAUCCGGGGAGGAAGGCAGAGACCCCUGGUCGGAAUGAGCGUGGUUGGUGCUGGGGGUUUCGGGAUUUGGGGGAACAACAGAGAUAUGAAAAUGAACUGAGUCUAUCUUUGACCGAGAGGGAGAGAAAAAUAGAGUUGGCAGAAGCAGUCGCUCGCAGGCAGGCAGGCAGAAGCAGUCGCUCGCAGGCAGGCAGGCAGGCAGAAGCAGAUGCAAGCAGGCAGUCAGGUGACCAGGUCGCAAAGGCAGAUGCAGAGAUGCAAGGAGGCGGCGCAGAAGUAGUCACUGAAAGUGCAAACCCACUCGGUGCAAACCCAGAACCGCAAAACCAAAUGUAUAAGUAUAACCUAGUUGAAUGA
Malus domestica (apple) is the source of this 720-nucleotide messenger RNA. The record is from RefSeq and is a predicted model, not a curated record. NCBI's taxonomy places the organism in Eukaryota, Viridiplantae, Streptophyta, Magnoliopsida, Rosales, Rosaceae.